This is a messenger RNA of Cryptococcus wingfieldii CBS 7118, 2439 nucleotides long. Its product is annotated as calpain-like protease palB/RIM13. Bases 1 to 2439 code for a protein of 812 amino acids. Lineage: Eukaryota; Fungi; Basidiomycota; Tremellomycetes; Tremellales; Cryptococcaceae. The record is from RefSeq and is a predicted model, not a curated record. Gene Ontology annotation, biological process: proteolysis. The transcript is spliced from 10 exons. Gene Ontology annotation, molecular function: calcium-dependent cysteine-type endopeptidase activity.
AUGGCCUUCAGGGGAUACCACGACGGAAUCAAGCUCGCAUCAGACGCAGCCACCAAGGCAAUUCAAAUAGAGGCAUCGCUGUCCUCUCUCUCUCCCCUCACCUCACAUAUACCGACACUCCAGCGAGCAUUCCCCGCCUACAUAGCCGCCGCAGAAUUAUACAGCAACCUCCUAUCCUCCAAACUCGUGCCUCCAGGCGACGUCGAGGGAGUAAAGAAGAAAUGGAGGCUGGUCCUUGACAGAGCAGAAAAAGUCAAGGGACGAAUCGAACAGCUUGGCGGGCAUGUUGCCAAGGCUCAAGUGGGGGACGAGGGUGAGGAAGCUGCCGUCAUCCGCAGGGGAGGAAGGAUGAAUGGCGUAGACCUCCACCUCUGGUCGACGCCGAGUCCGACUUUUGAUACCGGCAACCUCUAUCGAGAGGCGACACAGCCAGAGCUUGCGGCAGCUCAAUUGGAUCUCGAUCCAGAGUGGAGAGAGAUUGCUGAAGACUGCUGGGAGCAUCAAGUCCGCGAUGGAAACUGGGUCUUGAGACAGGGGCCUGUGGCUGAUUGUUCGGUGGUGGCUGCUAUGGGUGUGGGUGUUGAGCACGAUAGAUUGUUCGAGACCACAUUUGGAUGGAACAAUCUCUAUCCACAAGGAGCUGACGGCCGUCCACGACGCUCGGAGAACGGGAAAUAUGUCCUGAGAUUAUUGCUGAACGGCGCUUGGCGAAGUGUCGUCUUUGACUCUCUCCUCCCUCAUUCUCUACGCGACGGGACACCACUUUUCACCACAUGUCACCUGAAUGUUCCUUCAUCUCCGACGGCUGUAGGUACCCCGUGGACGCCCCUGGCCCUCAAAGGCUACUUCAAAGUGCACGGUGGCUACUCUCUACAGGGGAGUAACCCAAGCUCUGACAUAUACGAGCUCACCGGGUGGAUACCAGAGAGGACGGUCUUGAAGGGUGGGUUCCAGAGGGAGAAAGAGUGGUCAAGAGUGAAAGAAGCUUGGGAGAGGGGCAAUGUCAUGGUCAGCUUGGGGACCGGACAAUCGGUCAGGGAGGGUCUGGUCAAGCAUCACGCUUAUGGUGUUGUCCGACUCAGAGAAGAAGGAGACCAGCGACUAUUGGACAUCAUUGAUCCUGGAGCGACCUCAUUCUCUCUCUCUUGGGAUAUGGUUUGCGUCGACUUUGAAAGUCUGCAUAUCAAUUGGAAGCCCGGUCUGCUACCUUCCAUCGCGACUAGACACUGGUCUUGGGCGAAACCACAAACCUCCAGCUUUGAAUUAGACAUUGACACCACCAAUCCUCAAUACCGCCUUCAAGCACAAUGUUCCUCUUCUUCUGGUUUGCCCGAGGUCUGGGUGCUGCUUUCUCAGCACAUUGUGAACAAAGACAGACCUUUGGACGAUAUAGCAUUGCAUGUGUUUGAAGAGUUUGGGGCCGGUCAGAAGCGGCGGGCGGGAGCUGUGCACUCGGAGAGGCUGGAGCAGACUAAUCCAUACGUCAACGGUAACCAUGUUUUGGUGCGGUAUCAGCUGCGGCGACCUUCCUCCAGUCUGAUUGUGGUCCCUUCUCGGGACCGCGGCGUAUAUCAAACAGGCUUCACCCUUAAAGCGUUCGCCCCAGAAGGAGUCUCCCUCGAGCUGACACGGCUCUCGCGCACGAUGCCUUUCAGCGAGACUAUCACUGGGUCACUCGAUAGUCGGAAUGCGGGAGGACAACCCGGGUGGCCGACGCAUAUGAUCAAUCCCCAAUACAGGGUUGUGGUGCAGCCUACCCGUAGGAGAGAAAAGGCGUCGGGAAGGAUUACUGUCAGAGGUGAUAAGGAUUUGACUCUGAAUGCGAGGCUGGUAUGGGGCAAGGGGGAGCUGGUAUUUGAAUUGUCGCAAGAUAUGGUUCUGGCGGAUACGGGGGCUUACGCACAUGGUGUCGCGUAUUGCGACGUACCCGAGCUUCCCCCAGGCUCGCAUACCUUGAUCAUAUCUGCAUUCGAGCCGGGCCAGACGGGCAACUUUAGCUUCACUUUUGAAGCGACAGCUGCUGUUGCGUUGUCAACUAUACCUGCUGAAGGUGCCGGCAUGUACAGUCGGACGGUCAUCGGACAGUGGUCGGACGAGACUGCUGGCGGAAGGCCGAGCACGGGAGGCUACGCGAAGAACCCCAAGGUUGAAGUGAUACUCCCUAAAGCCGGUAUCGUAUUGUCACGCCUCUAUCUUCCCACUCUUGUUCCCCUCCCGAUCAACCUCACAAUCUUCAAACGCGCCGAAGGAGGUGCCUUGGGCGAGCAGGUGGCGACUACCGGACCAUAUGCCGAUGCCCUUUGUGGGGUAUCCACUGGCAAGAUCAAGCUGGAAGCGGGUAUAUACUUGUUUGUACCUUCUACAUACGAGCAGAGGAGCAGAGGUGGGUGGACGUUGAAGGUUUGGGCCGAUGUGGCGAUCAGCGCCGAGCCGGUGUAG